AUGGAGACGGCUUCAAUCAUUCCAGCCGGAGAGGUAAAGAGCUCUCAGCCGCAACAACUACAGGACCAGAACGUCUUGGAUUCAGCUCAGAUUAGGCAUCAGUCCCAAGAAACAUCUACUGAAAUCUUUGAGCCUAGAGCGAGCCCAGAUCCAGAGAACCAAAUUUUAGAGACGCUGCCAGGGACAGAGAAACUGAUUGCUGGACUUGAAGGACUCUCUGAUCACUCUCACAGACCCGCCAGUGAUGUGGCAGAGCCCUUUCAAACUUCUGCUCUGUGGCACUGCCCCGAUGGGAGUUUUGUGAAGAAGAUCAUAACCCCUGGGAAAGGCUUGGACAAACCCAAACUUGGCUCCCAUUGCCGGGUACUGGCUUUGGGGUUUCCCUCCGAGUCAGGGAUACCAGAAGGCCGGUCAGAGCUAACAGUGGGGCUAGGGUCGUGGAGGGAAGGAACUUGGGGGGAGCUCACUGAGAAAUGCUUGGAGUCCAUGUGCCAAGGUGAGGAGGCUGAGCUGCAACCCACUGGGUACUCUGGCUCUCCGGUUAGACUCACACUGGCCUCCUUCACGCAGGGACGGGACUCUUGGGAGAUGGAGGCCAGCGAAAAGAAGGCCCUGGCUGAGCAUGAGCGUGCCAGGGGCACAGAACUGUUUUGUGCUGGGAACCCUAAAGGGGCAGCCCAAUGCUAUGGGCAAGCUCUGAAGCUGCUGCUGACUUUACCCCCACCUGGCCCUUCAGAACGAACAGUCCUUCAUGCCAACCUGGCUGCCUGUCAGUUGCUGCUGGGACUGCCCCACUUAGCAGUUCAGAGCUGCGACCGGGCCCUUGAGCGGGAGCCAGGGCAUUUAAAGGCCUUGUACCGAAGGGGGGUUGCACAGGCUGCCCUUGGCAACUUGGACAAAGCAACUGCUGACCUCAAGAAGGUGCUGACCAUGGACCCCAAGAACCGGGCAGCUCAGGAGGAGCUGAGAAAGGUUAUCAUUAAGGGCAAGACCCAGGAUGCAGAACUGGCUCAGGGUUUGCGCAAGAUGUUUGACUAAUUAAAAGUUAAAUCUUCAAAGAGACGUGAA
Messenger RNA from Suncus etruscus (white-toothed pygmy shrew), 1068 nucleotides. RefSeq names its product FKBP prolyl isomerase like (gene FKBPL). Gene Ontology annotation, molecular function: protein binding. The record is from RefSeq and is a predicted model, not a curated record. The transcript has a single exon. The coding region runs from base 1 to 1038 and encodes 345 amino acids. NCBI's taxonomy places the organism in Eukaryota, Metazoa, Chordata, Mammalia, Eulipotyphla, Soricidae.